This is a messenger RNA of Pediculus humanus corporis (human body louse), 219 nucleotides long. RefSeq lists its product as uncharacterized. NCBI's taxonomy places the organism in Eukaryota, Metazoa, Arthropoda, Insecta, Psocodea, Pediculidae. Bases 1 to 219 code for a protein of 72 amino acids. The transcript has a single exon. The record is from RefSeq and is a predicted model, not a curated record.
AUGGUGUGCAUUAGUUGCUUUAUGUGGCCAGUUUUAUUUUUGCUGUGGUACAAAUUUAUCUAUCCCAUUGCCAUGAGAAUAUGGAGUGCAAAACCCGUAGAAAAUGUCAAAAACAAUACAAAUUUGAAAAAUAACGAAAAUGAUAAAAAUUGGAAUUGUGAUUCUAAAUAUCAAGACCUGAGUUCGAGUAGUGUUGAAUCAUUGGAAAAAUUAGAUUAA